Messenger RNA from Nothobranchius furzeri (turquoise killifish), 6171 nucleotides. RefSeq names its product gamma-aminobutyric acid receptor subunit alpha-5. Gene Ontology annotation, biological process: gamma-aminobutyric acid signaling pathway; synaptic transmission, GABAergic; regulation of postsynaptic membrane potential. Lineage: Eukaryota; Metazoa; Chordata; Actinopteri; Cyprinodontiformes; Nothobranchiidae. Gene Ontology annotation, cellular component: postsynapse; neuron projection; dendrite membrane. Gene Ontology annotation, molecular function: inhibitory extracellular ligand-gated monoatomic ion channel activity; GABA-gated chloride ion channel activity; benzodiazepine receptor activity. The record is from RefSeq and is a predicted model, not a curated record.
CACAUUUCUCCUGCGCCGGCGGUAGGCGGCACGACGGAGGGAGCCGGUCCGGAAAAAUGUGGAUAGGAUCUGGUCUCCUCCGAGGCUGAUGCUGGUGUUGCGGUAGACACCUCUGGUCAGGACGAGGACGUGGUGAGAAGCCCCCCCCCCCAGGAGGAGGAGAAGCCGGAUAAUAAUACCCCCCUGACGGGGGAAACCGCUGACUGACAGAAAGAGAGGGAGAAGGAGCAGCUAAGGAGGUGGAGGAGGAGGAGAGAAGCACGGUGAAGAAUAGUACAGUUUGAGCAACGCCGACGGAAACCCCCAGUCUCCGGUCGCUGUUCGGCGGGGAGGACUCGAAUAAAGCUUGGUGCUGAUGCAUUCAGCAAACACGGUGAGCAAAAUCCCAGUCAUGGCUCAGCUCAUCCUUUCACUUCUGCUCCUGUUCGGGGGCCAAAACAGUUUUUGCCAGACUUCGUCGGAAGCUCAGAAGGAAACGGGUGCCAACGACAACAGCACGGUCUUCACCAGGAUCCUGGACGGGCUCCUGGAUGGCUACGACAACCGGCUUCGACCAGGGCUUGGAGAGAACGUCACAGAGAUCAAGACGAACAUUUUUGUCACCAGCUUUGGUCCUGUGUCCGACACAGAGAUGGAGUACACCAUAGACGUGUUUUUCCGCCAGAGCUGGAAGGACGAGCGGCUGUGCUUCAAAGGACCCAUGGAGAUGCUGCCAUUAAACAACCUGCUGGCCAGCAACAUCUGGACCCCCGAUACCUUCUUCCUCAAUGGCAAAAAGUCUAUAGCGCAUAAUAUGACCACGCCCAACAAGCUGCUGAGGCUACAGGACGACGGCACGUUGCUUUACACCAUGAGACUGACCAUCUCAGCAGAAUGCCCCAUGCAGUUGGAGGACUUCCCCAUGGACGCCCACGCCUGCCCGCUCAAAUUUGGCAGCUAUGCCUAUCCAGUGUCAGAGGUGGUAUACACUUGGACUCAGGGAGCUGCCAAGUCUGUGGUAGUGGCAGAAGAUGGCUCCAGACUCAACCAGUACCACCUGAUCGGGCAAACGGCUGGAACUGAGGACAUACACACCAGUAGAGGACAGUACACGGUGAUGAUGGCCCACUUCUACCUGAAGAGGAAGAUUGGAUACUUUGUCAUCCAGACAUAUAUGCCAUGUUUCAUGACUGUGAUCCUUUCCCAGGUGUCAUUUUGGUUGAACCGAGAAUCAGUUCCUGCAAGGACCGUGUUUGGUGUGACCACAGUGCUGACUAUGACCACGCUUAGCAUUAGUGCCAGGAACUCGCUUCCCAAGGUGGCCUACGCAACAGCCAUGGAUUGGUUCAUUGCCGUCUGCUAUGCGUUUGUCUUCUCUGCCCUGAUUGAGUUUGCCACGGUGAACUACUUCACCAAGAGGAGCUGGGCCUGGGAUGGCAAGAAAGCUUUGGAAGCACAGCACCCUAAGAAACGAGAUCCAAUGGUGCUGUCGAAAAAGCCGAACAACGUCUGUUCAGCGGGUGUCAACUACACCCCCAACCUGACGAAGGAUGUUGCCAUCUCCACCAUCUCCAACACCACGUCGGUGCAACUGAGAGCCACCGAGAGCAAAAUAGUGGACCCCAAGAAGACCUACAACAGCGUCAGCAAAAUCGACAAGAUGUCACGUAUAGUGUUUCCUGUCCUCUUCGGAACCUUCAACCUUGUCUACUGGGCCACGUACCUGAACAGAGACCCGGGUGUGAAAGGAGUCGUCACUUCUACAUAACUGCUUUAUUUCUUUCUUUUUCUGUUUUUUAUUUUAUUUUUUGAGACUGAGCUUGUGUAAGAAAGGAUGGAUGGGGGGCCGAGCCUUAUCGGAGAGUUGUGUAAGGUCUCUGCUUUAGAAAACAGUAAAUGAAAUCUGCGCUUGAAGAACAAAACUAUCCAACUAUGAAAUUCAAAUUGAAUGGAUGCAAGGCUGCAACAGAAUCUCUUUCCUGUUCUCAUGGCCUAAAAAACUGCUUGACAGUGAAGAAACUGCUUCAUCGAAACAGGAAGGCAGGUGCUUUGCUUCUUUCUCAUCUAUCUUGCUGCAGUUUGCAUGACGUUUCCCUUAAAAGGAAACUACCGACUCCUCUUUGUCUUGAAUACCGAUAUGUCAAUGGUAUGUCAAUCAUUUCUUCAAGUACAGGGGGUUUGCAUUUUGAGAAAAGGGUGGAGAAAACAUGCUGCAAGUGUGGAAGUAAUAUAGCCUAUUGUUAUUUUAUCCUUGAAAUGCCCGUUUCUUGUUGUACUAGACUGUUUGAAGCUUCCAAAAUCAUUGCCUAACCCUAACCCUAAAAAAGUCGAAAGGAAAAAUGAUAAAAAAAUAAAUAAAACUGAGAAUGAAAAACAACUUUUUUAAGAUUAUUGCUAAAGGAGGUGAAGGAGAAGUCAACACAUUAAAAACUGGAAAGUCCUCCUUGCCCUUUGGAGUGAAAGGACACUGGUGAGUGAUGUGUUAGAAGGGAUGUGGGACUUGAUAUGUGAUUCAGCUGAAUUUUAAGCCCUGCUCACUCAGCCAUGAAACUAAUAUACACAGUUCAGAGAGCAGUGUUGGAAAUGCAGUGUGCCACAUACAAAUCAGCAGAGAAAUGUCCAGAAUUUGGUGGUCAGUCAAUAAGUGGGAUGAGAUUAAGACAGGGCAUGGCAGCACUAAAAGCUAUGGACACCUUGCAAAAAUAUCUAACGUAACAUAAAUGAAUAGUGCUGUAAAUAUGACUAACGUGUUUCAAGGGGGUGGCUGAAUUCAUUUGAAGUGGGGUUCUCAGAAAAGGUUGCAAACAAUACAUAUUUUGCCAGUAAUAGAUAUCUCUUAGAAUGACCUCGGUAUGGAGAAAUAUAAAAGAAUGGUCAGAGCAGAGAACAGGCCAAAGCCAGUUUCAUUUAAACGGUAAUGGGUGUGGCCAACCUGGUUGAAAGUACGUUUUACCAGGUUGGCCAUGCCCAUUUACUCAGAUUUUAGGAUGUCGUCAUCCCGGUUGAUUGUCCUCUUGGCUCGUCUCUCGCUGUGUCUUCUCAAACCCCGAGUGAGUCGCGUCGGAUGGCCGCUCAUACUGAGCCAGGUUCUUCCUGUUAAAGGAGAGUUUUCCUCUCCACUGUCGCCACCAGCUUGUUUAGUAUGGGGAUUGCUGAUCGAUGUAUAUAGGAAACUAAUUGGCAUAAUGAACUGAACUCAUUGCACUCAUAAGUAGGUUCAAUUGGAAUGUUUAUUUUGUAAAGUGCCUUGAGAUGAUUUGUGAUUUUGAGCUACAUAGAUUAACUGACUUGAAUGUUCUCUUUCAUUAUUUCAAUUGAAUCAUUUUUCCUCACUGUUAAGCAUAUUUUAUUGCUAAACUACAUACUGGUGUUGCUUAGGUAACCACUAGCCCAUUGGUGUACAUAGGGGUUUACAAAUCAUUCUCCAUUACAUUUCUGUUGAAUGUAGUUUCUAUUUGGAGUCAAAAUCUGGAUUAACUUGAACCAAAUUUGGAACGACUUUUCUAGAUUUUACCAGUCGUGUUGUCUGAGUACUACUGGAAGGAGCUUGAGUACCACCAGCAUUGGUACGGUUUGAGAACCGUACGGUUUAGAUCAUUUUAAUUUUUAAUUUUAAUGGAAAUAUUAUGGAAUUCAAGCCAGAGGUCUGGACAGGAAGUGCUAAAGCUAGUUGCUAAUUCCACUAUUUAAUUCUAUGUAGAAAAACAAGUAAUGCAAUACUAUAAAUCCUUUGAGAAAUGUUGUUUUAAGAUGGCAGACAUCUGCUUUGGAACUGGCCCAACUCUGACUAGCCAUUAGCUCAUCAUUCUGGUCAGAAUGAAUCUCUGUUUCUCCAAACUGAGGCCUUUCAAUGAGCUACCAAGAACAAAUAAUUGUUAAUAACCUUUCAGGAAACCCAUUUCAAAUGUUCUACAAUGUAUUAGCUUACUCUUUGCCCAAGUGUCUUUCAAAAUAAAACCACGACUAACUCGACUGACCAGACAGCUAACUAAAAAAAUACAAAGUCAAGUGUGAAAUUGAAAUAUGAUCUUUUGGAAACAAAGCAGCUCUCAAUUAGCUAUUAUUAUUUUGUUAUUUGACAUUUAUUGCAAAAGUUAUCCAAAAUAUCGUAGCUCGCAAUAUAGUAAUACACUUAACGAUAGUUUAAAACAGGCAUAAACCACCUCAGAAGCGGUAUUGUAAAAACCUGUCCACCUUCAUAAAGUGGCACUUCUUAAUCAUAUAUCCCUUGCUAACCUGCAGCGAAAAUGUCAACUAACCAGUCAACUUUAUUCGCACUGUUUCUGGCUACUGUCAUGUAAAGAUCUUAGGAUCAUUUCCGAGUUUGUACAAUGGUUUGUUUGACAGAAAGUUCAUUUGGAGAUGACAUUUUUUUUCUUUACCAGCUAGCUAGUUAGCAGCCCCUUAGCUACGUUGCUUAUAUGACUGUAAAAUCUGAUGUUAGGGGUAAGUUGUGCCUGACUUUCUUCAAAAUGUGUUUUUAUUAUUAUUUUAAAGGUUAUUUGCAGUUGGUAAAAAUUUUGAUUUGUUUUUAAACUAAAAUCUGAAUUAACCUUAUCAGCGUAUUUCUGAUUAUCUCGCCACAGAAACGAGCUCCAAACAAUACAAGCUCAUUUUUAAGAAGGCUCGUUAUAGGAGUACAUUUGUGAGAAUUUAAGUACAUUUGGCCAAACUCUAAGGGAAUUGUGUAAAUAGUCUUUUAACAUUUUGGUUUAUUUACUUUUUAAAGUUACUAUCCUUAAGCCUUUAGCCAAAGUCUAAUGUUGACUUUCAAUUUAUUUAUUGUACGUUUUUGUCUCGGAUUGCGUUUUUCUUCAGGUUUGUGAAUCUGCACUUCAUUCUGAACAUUUCGGUUUUGUCAAACUGGAGGCUGUCAGGGUUAGGACUAUGGUUCUAAAGGGAUCUCAGAAGCACAGCAUGUGUGACUUGGUUUGUGGCGAGUCAUACUCAGGAACAAAAGAACACAUGUUCUCAGCACGUCUUGAAUCACAUGGACGCUAAUCGCUGAGCUUUCCCCACAUCUGCUGCUUUGGACAUCGUCUUGGACACCUUCAGGGCAUUCAACUUGUUUCUCUGAAUCCAGUCAAAUGUAAAUACACCUUUUCUGAUGCCAUCAGAAUGUCCUGAAGCAUAAAAUCCUCAGAGGGUGUAGUCGCUUUUUAGUAAAACUCUUUUAGCUUGGUGAUUACAUCAGCUGCUAAUACCAGCUUUGCUACGUGAACUUCAAAUGGACCUAACGGUGAAACGUGUUUAUAUCUGUUUAAAACGUAUUUUAUUUAGACUUUGUGGAUUUUUGUGCAGGACUGACUGGGUAGUUUGAGAGGUUUCGAUUGCUGCUACCCGUCAGCUGAGGCGAUGUCUCUGUGCUCAUUAGGGGGAAAGAAGUGCAAUGAAAUGGAGCUGAAACACUGAUGUAUUCACCUGACUGCCCGGGGUCGACGUGGCAGCCGGGUGCAGAUUAGCAGACCAGACAUCUCCCUGGUAACGGACUCCCAUCCACCGUUCGUGUCAGACUCAGCUGUUUGUCAACGAGUCAGUCAACCCAUUCAACAUCGCCUUAGCUAAUGAAAGGUCCCUGUUUUAUUUCAUUCGUCCUUACUGUUUGAUGGUAUGAAGCUUCAUCUGAUAAGGCCUUAACAUCUUUUCUUUCUUGGCAACUAAAAAAACAAGUGCUCCAUCCUCCAUUGACCCAUCCAUCCAUUUAAACAUCUCACUCGCAGUUGUCCGCCCUUCACUCCUCCAGCCGCUGUACCAGAAUCAUCUGCCGUACAACUGUUGGGGAAAAAGGGGAUUUAGUUCCGCUUAAGUUGGCCGUCAGGGUGAGCCUCCCUCUGAUUCGAGGCCCAUCUCCAUGACAAGCCCUUGUUUUUCUUCAUAUGUCGUCUGGACCACCAUUUCUACAGCACGUUAGGGACAAUUUCAGGAACGCUAAUGUGUAUCGAACAUUCAUCAGCCAGCGUGAGGACGGUCGUCCCUCCCAAGACAACUGCAAACGGACAUCUAAAUGCAUGCAAAUCUUGUUUUAAGGCAUACCUUGAAUUAUUUUCCAAUAAAACUUUUUGCUUACAUUUUUCGACAAUACAGCGAAGGCAUUGUAGCUGGUUCUGUGCCACUCAUUUGUUGUUUUAUGCACUGUAUUUGUAUUGUGUGUUAUACUUGAUAAUUGAUCAAAUAAAAAAUGAUCAACCAAAA